AUGAAAGUGUUCGCCAUCUUAGCCACCACUUCCUUGCUCUUCGUGAACUGCGCUUGGGCCGCGCCAAGUGUACAAGAUAAUCGUGUCGAAGGUGAAAAUGGCGGCUCAUUGGCGCUUGCCGCCCGCUACCUUGGCAGUUGCUUCGAAGCUGAGGAUAUGACCACUUGUUUUGCCGUCAAGGGUAUUACGGCAUUGAACCGCGCGGCUAGGAGCAAUAACAUCGAACUCGUCAAUGGCAUUUCGUUCAAAAGAGAUUCCACUUCUACCGUGGCACGCAGCAGUAAAGCUUUGAGCGAAAAUGAAAUAUAUGCGCAAUUACCGGAAAAUGCUGAAGAACGCAGCGGACGCUUAGUCGACAUUGCUAUGCAGAACGCUGCUGAUUUCUUGGGCUCCCACAGUUUGGAAGUGAAAAUUCCCGCUGAAGCUACUCAAGAUAUGGCACGCGCACUCGAUGAAGGCCGUGGUAAAUUGAAGAAGAUGUUGGGUCCGAUUGCUAUCGCUGUUGGUGCCAAACUCUUUGCUGUCAUACCCAUUGUGCUCGGAGCUUUGGCUCUGCUUACCACCAAAGCUGUGAUUGUUGCCAAAAUCGCUUUGUUGUUGGCUCUGAUUGUCAGUGGCUCACGCUUCUUCGGUGGUCUGGGCAAUAAGUUCGGUGGUGCUCUUGGUAGUGGCUACAAUGCGGCUGGUUGGUCAGGUGGCAACUCUGCUGGUUGGUCUUCGGGCGCUGCGUCAUCUUAUCCAUAUGCCCGCAGCUUGGAUGCCCAACAAUUGGCUUACAGUGAACAAGCGCCCGCAAUCAACGACGAAGAAGCUGAAGAGCUACAGCUCUAA
This is a messenger RNA of Bactrocera tryoni, 831 nucleotides long. RefSeq lists its product as uncharacterized. NCBI's taxonomy places the organism in Eukaryota, Metazoa, Arthropoda, Insecta, Diptera, Tephritidae. The record is from RefSeq and is a predicted model, not a curated record. The coding region runs from base 1 to 831 and encodes 276 amino acids. The transcript is spliced from 3 exons.